UCUACUCGACAGAGCCUAUAUUUUGAGGUUUCUCUCUCUCUUCUAAAACCCUUUUCAUUCUUCUCCUUCUUUGGUGGGAAAAAUUACUUCCAGAAACCCCAAAUUGAAAACCCUAGAAACCGAUUCAAACCUCACACACAUCCUCAGAGUUUUCUUUUUCAAAAAAAUGGGUACAAAUGUACAAAGAACACCAAAAUCAGCAGGAAAAUCAUUGUUUUUCCAAGAUUUAGCAUCACCAAUUGCAACACAUAGAGGUAAAUUUAGUACACCAGGACAAGCAGCAGCUGUAUCAGCUUUAAGAAGAGAGAAUUUUGGUGGUUCAGAUCCUCCGCCACCACCAUGUUUCACAUUAGAAGAUCGUGUUGAGUUUUCACCGGAGUCUGGUAUGUCAGAUUAUCCUUUGUCAUCUGAUACUAAAUCUUCAGAUAUUAGGACACCAAUGAGAGAUUAUUAUGGAAGUCAUGGAAGGGAUGGGAGAGAUGGGAGGGAUUCUGUUACUCCAUUGAAGAGUAGAUUUGAGGCGAGUUCUUCGUUUUCUGCUCAGCAGCAGAUGCAGCAACAGACUCCACAGAGUGCGAGUUGGUGGUCACCGGGUAGGAGUGAUAAUGAGAGGAAUGGUGGGGUUGAUGAGGAUUGGGGUGGGUUGAAGGGGAAAGGGUCACCUGUUGAAGGUGUUGUGAAACCUGGUUCGUUGAUUACACUUCCACCACCGGGGGAGGUUGCGAGGCCUGAGUUGCCGAAGAAUAGUUUUCCAGUGGGGAAUCUGGAUGAGGAGGAGUGGGUAACUGUAUAUGGAUUUCACCCAGGGGAUACCAAUUUUGUUUUGCGCGAGUUCGAAAAAUGUGGGCUUAUAUUGAAGCAUGUUCCUGGCCCUGGUGAUGCUAACUGGAUGCAUAUCCUCUAUCAGAAUCGAUGUGAUGCUCAAAAAGCACUUUGCAAGAGUGGGAUGCAGAUCAAUGGAGUUCUUAUUGUGGGUGUGAAGCCUGUAGAUCCUAUUCAGAGGCAGGCACUUGAUGAAGAUGUGCAGAGCAAACAGGGUUUUAUGACUUUUCCUCCACCAUCAUCUAGUAAGCGUGUAGACAUGAUGCCUUCAAGAGCUUCCUCGAGUCCUCAUUAUCUUCAAAACGGUAAUAGUGCACAGCGUUCAGCCGGUGCGAUUGCUACACCUGCAAAAUCCAUCGUAUCCAGAAUUACAGAUAUAAUGUUCGGCAUCUGAUGACUGCUUUUGUAAAAUGUGAAUGAGGUGAAAACUAUUUGGGACUGGUUCUGCGGUAAGGGUAAUUGGAUACUUCAUAACGAAGUGUGUUGGGCUUCAGUUCAGUUGUCCACUAAUGCUUCGAGCUUUCUCAUGCCCCUUUCCAGAUUGUCACUGGAACAUAGUUACAAAAAAGUGCUGUAAUUUUUGGAGUGUCAAUUUCUUGUAGUUUGUUUACAGUCUCAAAUGUUUAGAUACUUACCACCUUUUCUUGUUUUUCUCUGAAUCUGUUGUGCUAUGUAUGGUUUUGUUUAUCCUUGUUUGUCCUGUAGAUAAAACGAGAUAAUCUAACUAGCAGCUAUUUAGCCAUGCAA
Papaver somniferum (opium poppy) is the source of this 1569-nucleotide messenger RNA. RefSeq names its product nuclear pore complex protein NUP35-like. The record is from RefSeq and is a predicted model, not a curated record. Bases 167 to 1216 code for a protein of 349 amino acids. Gene Ontology annotation, biological process: nuclear pore organization; regulation of DNA-templated transcription; NLS-bearing protein import into nucleus. The transcript is spliced from 4 exons. Lineage: Eukaryota; Viridiplantae; Streptophyta; Magnoliopsida; Ranunculales; Papaveraceae. Gene Ontology annotation, molecular function: structural constituent of nuclear pore; phospholipid binding; single-stranded DNA binding. Gene Ontology annotation, cellular component: nuclear pore nuclear basket; nuclear membrane; nuclear pore central transport channel.